Salvelinus fontinalis (brook trout) is the source of this 1596-nucleotide messenger RNA. RefSeq names its product dihydrouridine synthase 1-like (S. cerevisiae) (gene dus1l). Gene Ontology annotation, molecular function: tRNA dihydrouridine synthase activity. The coding region runs from base 108 to 1583 and encodes 491 amino acids. NCBI's taxonomy places the organism in Eukaryota, Metazoa, Chordata, Actinopteri, Salmoniformes, Salmonidae. The transcript is spliced from 14 exons. The record is from RefSeq and is a predicted model, not a curated record.
CAUAUUUGACUGUUACACUGGUUUGGCACACGAAUCACGGUUGAGAACAUCCUGGAGUACAUUUUACAAAGGGUUUCUCAUACAGGUCAGGCUGCGAGGCUGCUGUGAUGGCGGUGAAGCUGCAAGGCUUUGAGUUCUGGAAGACCACGCUGAGGGGAGCGCGUUACGUCGUUGCACCCAUGGUGGACCAGAGCGAGCUGGCCUGGCGUCUACUGAGCCGUCGCCAUGGCGCCGAGCUGUGCUACACGCCCAUGCUGCACGCGCAGGUGUUUGUGCGCGAUGCCAACUACAGGAAAGAUAACCUGUACAGCGAAGUCUGCCCCGAAGACAGGCCGCUUAUUACACAGUUCUGUGCCAACGACCCAGAGGUGUUUGUCCAGGCAUGUCUACUGGCUCAGGACUACUGUGAUGCUAUCGAUCUCAACCUGGGAUGCCCACAGAUGAUCGCCAAGAGAGGGCACUACGGAGUCUUCCUACAGGAUGAGUGGGAGCUGCUGGAGAAGAUGGUGAAGCUAGCCAAUGAGAAGAUCUCUGUUCCCAUCACCUGUAAGAUCCGUGUGUUUAACAAGAUGGAGGACACUGUUCAGUACGCUCAGAUGCUGGAGAAGGCUGGCUGCCAGCUGCUGACCGUCCACGGUCGGACCAAGGACCAGAAAGGACCCGCGACAGGCAUCGCUAGCUGGGAACACAUCAAGGCUGUACGGAACGCUGUUAACAUCCCUGUGUUUGCUAACGGUAACAUCCAACACCUGAGUGAUGUGGAGCAGUGUAUGGAGGAGACUGGAGUACAGGGGGUGAUGAGUGCAGAGGGGAACCUCCAUAACCCAGCUCUGUUUGAGGGUCUCAGCCCUCCUGUAUGGGAGAUGGCUGAGGAGUAUCUAGAGGUGGUCAGUCAGUACCCUCCCUGUACCCUGUCCUAUGUCAGAGCACACCUCUUCAAGCUCUGGCACCACACGCUGCAGAUCCACAAGGACCUGAGAGAGGAGCUGGCCAAGGUGAAGAACCUGCAGGGGCUGACAGAGGUCAGCAGACAACUCCGACUACGCUGCCAGGAGGAGAUAACCAAUGGAGGAGAGGAGGCGGGGCAGGUGGUUGGGCUGCCAUUCCCUCAUUGGAUCUGCCAGCCGUACGUCAGACCAGUGCCGAAGGAUCCGGUUGCUAACGGUAACGGUACGGAGGUGAAGGCAGUGUGUCACAAGAGGGCGUUGUCACAAGAGGACUCGGACGGCGCGAGCGAUGCCCUCUCCAAAAACAAACAGAAGAAGAAAGCCAGAAACCCCCACAAGAACUUCUGUCCCGAGCAGAAACCAAAGUACAUCAAGUGUGAGCAGUGUGGAAAUCCAAAGGGUAAUCAGUGUGUAUUCAACCUGUGUCGAGGCUGCUGUAAAAAGAAGGCCUACAAGGAGGUGGCAGACUGCCCAAGUCACGGGCUGAGGUUCAAGACCAAGGCAGAGAAACAGAAGUCAGAGCGGGAAGAGGAGGAGGGAAAGAGCAGAGGAUUAAAGGAGGAAGAGGAUGGAGGAUUGUUGAACGGGACCCUCAGCACCCCAACAGACCCCCACAGAGGACAGACUGUGGCCUGAGACAUGGACUAAC